UGGUUUAGCAGAUCUCAGCUGCACUACUAUUCUGUAAAAUAAAGCUAUAAUAUUGAACCCCAGCAUUAGACUACUCUUUAUGUUCCCCAAGUUCCUUCUUCCCCCAACUGUGUUCCGUUCUCGACAACGCAAAGCGGGGUACUCGUCCUCAGCUGGACCCUCUGCCAGAACCUCGUCCAUGGAUGAGAGCUGCCAGAAAUACCUAGGUAGCCAGGUAUCAUAUAUUCGGUGUUCUCGUUGCGCAACGGAUUUAUGUUUGACGUCCCAGAUCAUCAGCAAAGGGUUCACUGGUCGACAUGGCCGCGCGUAUCUCGUGUCGGCGGAACCUAUCGUGAGUGCGGUAUCCAUCAGUACAACGUCCUCGCCGACAGAGUCACUCCCAAAUACCAUAAUGCAGAAUCCCGUAUCACGUCAACUGGUCACAGGCGCCCAUACAGUCAGUGAUAUCAGUUGUGCUUUCUGUGGGAAUAUUCUUGGAUGGAAAUAUGUUGCCGCUGAAGAAGAAUCGCAACGUUACAAGGUUGGCAAGUUCAUUUUGGAAACCAAACGGACCGUGACAUCCUCCUCAUGGGAGUCGGAUUCAUAUGCCGGGCCUGUUGCACCAUCUGGACCAAUGACUUCUGCAAAAGUGGAUGUCGGUACGCCGGGUGAUUGUGUGGAGUUCGAUAGCCAGGACGAAGACGAAUGCGAAGAUCUGUUUGCCGGUGUUUGGAGCCCUGGUCUGGCUAUACGGCGGCGAAGCCGCAAAUUAGAUCGUCAUACCUCGAUUUUUGGCCUUACACCCUGAAGGACUAUUAUACAUUAUCUCUCUCUUUUUCUGUUUCAGCAAUCGUGGCAUCCUGAUACCCUGCUCUCAUGUUUUCUUUUCUGACCAAUAUCUGCGGAGUAACCCUGCAAAAGGCUUCUUAAUGGUAAUGUUUAAGCUACAACAAUUCCAAGUGCAUUCCCGAGGUUUCCAUAAGUUUGAAAAGUUGUUGGGGUGGGUAAUCUCUUCUUUGGUUCCAAGUAGUCCCGUAGUCGUUGUAACAUUUUGUGGUAUAGAGCCAAUUCGUUAUUUCUUGACGCUGACAGAAGCGAAUAAGAGACGGUUAGCAAGGCAAUGAUCAAUAUGAAGGCUAAGGGGAACCGUUUGUUUUGCCGACUCGUGUUCUUUUCACAUCUCCUUCCUGGUCACUUUCCUGAGCUGAGCGCUUCUGUGUAGAUACCAGUUGGUUACCACCUGAUCUCCGUUUGACAAGCGCCGAGAGAUCAUUAGCUCCCUUCGUAACUUUGUCCAACUGUACCAUCUGCUCCGAAGGAGACUGCCCCAUUAUCUGACCCAGGAUACCUUUCAGCAUAGCUUCAUUCCUCUCAUCAUGAUCUUCGAGUAAUACCGGGGGGCGCUUUAAAUCAACAAGCUGUGGGCCAGUUAGAUGUACGUGGUUCGAGGAUAAGAAUCCGAGGUUCGGAUGGUUGAGAGAAACUUACUCUUUGCUCCAUGUCUGCUAUGA
Molecule: messenger RNA, 1490 nt
Organism: Aspergillus pseudonomiae
Lineage: Eukaryota; Fungi; Ascomycota; Eurotiomycetes; Eurotiales; Aspergillaceae
Product: yippee/mis18 family protein
Exons: 1
Coding region: 80-787 (235 amino acids)
Source: RefSeq, a predicted model, not a curated record